AUGCAUGAUCCGUCCCGUUCGUUCCGUCUAUACUCGUUGCGUACGUCCUCUUUAGGAGAUUCUGGUGCUGCUGAGGUUGAGACGUCUCAAGAACCCGCAUUACCCUCCCCGCAUCACCGUCCCCGCAUCACCUUCCCCGCAUCACCCUCCCCGCAUCACCCUCCCCGCAUCACCUUCCCCGCAUCACCCUCCCCGCAUCACCCUCCCCGCAUCACCUUCCCCGCAUCACCCUCCCCGCAUCACCGUCCCCGCAUCACCCUCCCCGCAUCACCCUCCCCGCAUCACCCUCCCCGCAUCACCCUCCCCGCAUCACCCUCCCCGCAUCCCACUCCCCGUCUCCCUGUGCGACUCUCCCCGCAGCUGGCGUUGUUGGAAGAGACAGCUGGCGGCGCUGGAGGAGAGUCUGGUGCUGCUGCGGGGUCGCUGUUGCCUGCUCGCAUCUCUGAUGCCCCUCGCUCCCUGCAUUCCGUUUGGUCCCCCAACGUUCCUCGCCCUUGCGUAACCCUCCCUGAAUCUCUCUCCCCGCAGCUGGCGUCGUUGGAGGAGAGUCUCGAGCUGCUGAGGGACCGCUGCUGCCAGCUCGCUCGCAGCUGCAACGACUUCGCGGCAUCCCUGGGCGAGUCGUUCGAGGCAGAGAGCGCCUUCGUGCACGCCAUGGAGCGCUUCUUUGGUGCGCCCGAGGAUGCUGUCAGCAUCGCCACAGGCGGUCCUGUGCUGGGGCAGUUCGUGAUGACGCUGCGUGACCUCACCAUAUUUAAGGAGACGCUCAAAUCACAGAUGGAGCAUGUGCUGCAUGACAGAAUCACCAACUUCGUGGAGAACGAUCUCAACAACCUCAAGGAGGUGCGGCGGCGCUACGACAAGGCUGGACGGCAGUAUGACCAGAUGCGGGAGCGCUUCCUGUCGCUCAAGAAGGGCAUCAAGGCUGAAGUGGCGGCAGAGGCCGACGAGGACCUGCAAACGGCUCGCAUGCAGUUUGAGCAGGCGCGCUUCAACCUUAUGACAGCGCUGAGCAGUGCAGAGGCGAAGAAGAAGCACGUGUUCCUCGAGUCCAUCGGCUCUGCUGUGCACGCCCACCUGCGCUACUUCAAACAGGGCUACGAGCUGCUGCAAGCAGUGGAGCCGUACAUCCAUCAGGUGAUUCUCCAGGGUGCUGUGUCAGGUCAAGGGGCGGAUUGUUUGGCUCAUGUUCGGGUGCCCAUCCGCCCUCACACGUAUCUUCAGGCUCUCCCAUUGCCUCCGCAUGCUCUAAUGCACGGCCAGCCGAUACUAAUCCUCUCAAUUCCACCACGCCUCUCCCGUUCUCGCAGGUCCUCACCCGGGGCAAUGCUACCAUGCACGUCCCCACAUUCCAAUCUUCACUCCUUGCCUCAACCCUCCUCUCCUCUCCUUCCCUCCCUCGACCUCUCCACCCUCUGCUGCCUCUCACUCUCUCAGCCGAAGCUAGCAGAGCGCAUCUACCAGUUCCGCCGUACCCCAGGAAGAGGAGAGUGUGUGCCUGAGUCUCUGUGUGCGUGUGUCUCCGUGUGUGUGUCUCUGUGCGUGUGUCUCCGUGUGUGUGUCUCUGUGCGUGUGUCUCCGUGUGGCCGCGGGCCGUAUAGGCCAUCAGGAGGAGUGACUUCGAGCAGUGUGGAGCAGAUGAUGAGGGCUGGUGCAGGCGGGCAGAAGAAGGUGCAGGUGAUCAAGCAGGGGUACCUGGUGAGGCGCACUGCUGCUGCCCGCUCGCGCCACUUCUUUGUCCUCGAUUCAAGGGGCUCCCUUUACUAUCACAAGGAUGCUCAGAAUGCCCGCUCCGACACGCUCUCCUCGCUCUUCUCCCUUGUCCGCGCUCGCACCACCGACGCCACCCCUCCCGCCCCGCCGCCCGCCAACCCCAUGGCCCAGCACUACCGCCCACUCGGCCUGGGCGGCAGGGGCGGCAGCGGGCACGGGGAAGAGGGGGGAGACGACCAUAGCACAGACGCAAUGGGCAUGGGGGGAAUGGGGGCGGGGAUGGGGGGGAUGGGGAUGGGGAUGGGGAUGGGGAUGGGGGAGGAGGAGGAGCGGAACCACGCGCUGCAGUACGAGUCGCUGAACCUGCUGACUGCCACCAUCAAGAUGGACGCUGAUGAGCCCGACCUGCGCUUCUGCUUCCGCCUCGUCACCCCCGACUGCACGCACACACUGCAGGCGGAGAGUGCAGCGGAGCAGAGGGACUGGAUGGAGAAGAUCACAGCGGUCAUUGCCUCGCUGCUCAACUCCCACACCACCGCCCAGCCAGCGCCAUCAGUGGCGGACUUGACCAUUUCCCACCGGGCAGCAUCGCAGGACGGGCAGGCAGCAGCACUGCCCAUAGUGGAGCGACCACUGGAGGUGCUGGGCUAUGUGAGCGGCAACGACCGCUGUGCGGACUGCAGCCGGGCGCACCCCGAUUGGGCGUCGCUCAACCUCUGCGUGCUGCUCUGUAUCGACUGCUCCGGCGUGCACCGCAACCUGGGCGUGCACCGCUCAAAGGUGCGAUCGUUGACACUAGAUGUGAAGGUGUGGACGGCACCGCUGGUGCGGCUGAUGGCCAUAGUGGGCAACGACUUUGCCAACAGCGUGUGGGAGCAGCAGCUCAAGGACGUUCAGGGGGGGAGAGAAGGGAAUGCAGGCUCUUCAGGCCGUGCCCUGACACGAGUGGAGAGCGGGGAGGGCGAGGGAGAGGACUACAUCCUAUUGGCCAACGAUGGAGGGGCGUCAAUGCUCGCUUCAGCAGCAGCAGCACCUGCUGUGGUGCACAAGCCAGCAGACACGGACUCGCUGGCAGUGAAAGAGCAGUACAUUCACUGCAAGUACGUGGCAUGGCGCUUCCUCGCCCCCUCCAACAACACCCCCUCCAACAACACCCCCUCCAACAACACCCCUCCAACAACCCCCCCUCCAACAACACCCCCUCGACUGCGCUGCACCACCUCCGCACAGCAGUCGCCUCAUGCGAUGUGCCAUGUUACCACUCUCGCCUUGCACUGUGAAAUCCCGUUUCCCUUCUAUUUCCCUCUCCCCAUUCCCCCGUUCCAUCCUCCCCCAUGCCACCACCCCACCAUCUUCCAGUAUGUGGAGCGGCGUUACCAAGCGCCCGCCACCGACAACCCCUUGACCGCGCUGCACCACCUGCAAGCAGCUGUUGCCUCCUGUGACGUGCGCUCCGCCUUCCGCCUCCUCGUCACCGCGCCCGUCGACGUCAACGCUGACGUGGUCGGGGUCGUCGCCAGCACGGCGCCAGCUGGACCGGGGACCACAAGAGGCGGUGCGGGGAGAACGGGGCAGAGGCUGCUGCAUGUGGCGUGUGAGAGGGGAGACGAGGCGAUGGUGGAGCUGCUGCUGCUGUGGGGGGCAGUGGUGAAUGUGACCGAUGCUGAGGGCCGGACGCCCAUGCAAGUGGCACUGCAGCAUGGCAACCAUGGAUGCUCCAAGCUGCUUGCUAGCAGGUGUGUAGUGCCUCCAAAGAUGGGACAGACAGUGUUGAUGUAG
Molecule: messenger RNA, 3492 nt
Organism: Closterium sp. NIES-65
Lineage: Eukaryota; Viridiplantae; Streptophyta; Zygnematophyceae; Desmidiales; Closteriaceae
Source: the annotation of a GenBank genome assembly